UUGCUUCAAUCACUUUUAUUUAUGUAACAGUUUAUCAAUUAGUAGCAUAUGAUUAGAUGAUUCAGGAAAAAAACAUCGGAACUUUAGCAGAUGAGGCUCGCAAAAGAAAACAAAAACUGUUUGAAUUAAAGAAGAAAAAGCAAGAGAAUAAUGAGAAUUCAGAAAAUUUAAUAAAACACAAAAAGCCAAUAUUUCGAAACUAUGCUCCAACUGAUACAGAAUUACAAUCUUCUAUGCUUCCCAAAGUCAAACCCUCUGCUCUUGAUGAAAAAAUUGAAGAACAAAUUUCUCUUACAACUCAACCUGAAGAAAAAUUAACUAAUAAAAUUGAAAUGAAUUUAUCAACUUUGGCUCCUAGGAAAAUUGAUUGGGAUCUUAAGAGAGAUAUAUCCAAAAAAUUGGAGAAGCUGGAACGAAAAACCCAACAGGCUAUAUCCGAACUUAUUAGAGAACAAAUAAUGCAAACCAAGGAUCUCUCCUCUAUGCCCGAUAUGGAUACUACGUGAGACAUAAUGAAGGACCAAAUUUUUUUUUAGAUAAACAUUUUUAUCUAUUUUAUUUGAAAGCAACACUUUAUAUUAUAAUGUAAAAAAAAAUAAUAAUUUUGAAAUGUCCUAUUUUAAUGAUAAUUAUUAUUUAAUUAAAAUGCAUAACAGAUACAA
Gordionus sp. m RMFG-2023 is the source of this 662-nucleotide messenger RNA. RefSeq names its product coiled-coil domain-containing protein 12-like. NCBI's taxonomy places the organism in Eukaryota, Metazoa, Nematomorpha, Gordioida, Chordodea, Parachordodidae. The transcript has 5 exons. Bases 57 to 506 code for a protein of 149 amino acids. Gene Ontology annotation, cellular component: U2-type spliceosomal complex; post-mRNA release spliceosomal complex. The record is from RefSeq and is a predicted model, not a curated record.